GAGAGGGAGAGGCAGUGAGACAGGCAAGCAGCACUCUCUGGCAAGCCUGCUCUGACUGCGUACAGUGGAUAGGGUGUCUCCACCUCCAGGCUUAACCACAAUCUACUGGAGACUACAGUACACACUCAUACCAGAGCUCUACCUUUUUAAACCUCUGUACUGUGGAUAAGGAGAUCAGAUGGUCAUGGUAAAGGAGCAAGUGGCACAUGCACAGGACACACACCACCCGGCAGAGAAGCCGGUGAUCGAUUGUCAUAAAUGUGGGGAGCCAUGCAAAGGGGAGGUGCUGCGAGUCCAGUCAAACCACUUCCAUAUCAAAUGCUUCACCUGCAAAGUCUGUGGCUGUGACCUUGCUCAGGGUGGGUUCUUUAUGAAGAACGGAGACUAUCUGUGCACUCUGGACUACCAGCAUUUGCAUGGGACCCGCUGUAACGGCUGUGGGGAUUUCGUAGAGGGAGAGGUGGUCACUGCUCUGGGAAAGACCUACCAUCCAACCUGCUUCGUUUGCACCAUUUGCAAACACCCAUUUCCAGCAGGAGAUCGAGUUACCUUUAACGGGAAAGACUGUCUCUGUCAGCGCUGUGUACAGCCGAUGUCUCCCAGUCCCAAAGAUAUCAGCAGCUCCAGCAAUUGUGCAGGCUGCGGUAGAGAUAUCAAGAAUGGCCAGGCUCUGCUGGCUCUCGAACGGCAGUGGCAUCUGGGCUGCUUCAAAUGCAAGGCAUGCGGGAAGGUCCUGACUGGAGAGUAUAUCAGCAAGGAUGACGCUCCCUACUGUGAAAAGGAUUUUCAGAUUCACUUUGGAGUGAAGUGUGAGGCCUGCCAUCAGUUCAUCACUGGGAAAGUCCUCGAGGCAGGAGACAAACACUAUCACCCCAGCUGUGCACGAUGCAGCAGGUGCAAUCAAAUGUUUACAGAAGGAGAGGAAAUGUACCUGCAAGGUUCAACUGUUUGGCAUCCAGAUUGUAAGAAUUCAAGCAGAGCUGAAGAAAAGCACAGGCCCACAAGAUCAUCCUCCGAAAGUAUUUCUUCCAGACCUGGUUCAAGUAUACCUGGCUCACCGGGCCACACCAUCUAUGCAAAAGUAGACAAUGAGAUCCUUGAUUAUAAGGACUUAGCUGCAAUCCCCAAAGUCAAGGCAAUUUAUGACAUUGAGCGCCCAGAUUUGAUUACCUAUGAACCCUUUUACUCAAUCACCGAGGAGAGCCAGGAAAGGCAGAGUCUGGGAGAGUCUCCAAGGACGCUGUCCCCUACACCAUCCGCAGAAGGUUACCAUGACAUGCGGGAGCGAAUGAUCCACAGAUCCACGAGUCAAGGAUCAAUCAGCUCUCCGAUCUACAGCCGUCACAACUACACACCCACCUUGCCCCGCUCCCCCCAGCACUUUCACAGACCUGGCAAUGAGCCGUCCAGCGGUCGGAAUUCCCCUCUCCCCUUACGGCCCGACAGCCGCCCUCUCACUCCGACUUACGCACCGAACCUUAAACAUUUCCAUCUUCCAGACCAAGGCAUCAACAUCUACCGAAAACCACCCAUCUACAAGCAACAUGAUGCAGCUGUCCAGAUCAAGUCUGCAGAGGAUAUCAUCAAGUCUGCCAAGUUCCCAGCAGCCUUCGCUCCCUCCCCUGAAGACACAGCAAAGAUUGAGACAGACCACUGGCCUUGCCCACCCUCACUCGCUGCCAUAGGACAUGACACGCGGCGGCGCUCGAGAGAGGAGGAGGAGGAAGAAAUGCAGAAGCGCAGGCAGAUUCAAGAAGAACAUCUCAGCAAGAUGCAGUCCGGUUUAGGGAAAUUGAUAUUAAAAGAAGAGAUGGAGAAGGAGAUGACUCAAGAACGAUACUCCCGAAGCAUCUCUGCUCAGCGCUACGACUCUCUGCAGACUGACUCGUACCAAAAGGCCUCCAUGACCGCCUCUCUCCCUGGCUAUGGACGGAACGGCCUGCACAGGCCACAGUCUACAGAUUUUUCUCAGUACAACAGCUACGGGGAUGUCUGUGGAGGUCUCAAAGAGUUCCAGCCCAUUCAAGAUGGACACGCACCUGUUUCAAGAAUGGACAGGGGAGUCUCUAUGCCAAAUAUGUUGGAACCAAAAGCAUAUCCAUAUGAAAUGCUCAUGGUAACCAACAGAGGGCGUGUUAAACUGCCGAGAGAUGUGGACAGAACAAGACUAGAGCGUCACUUGGCUGCAGACGUUUUCUUCGAUAUCUUCAAGAUGGAAAUCCAGGAAUUUGAUAGGUUACCUCUCUGGAAACGCAAUGCAAUGAAGAAAAAGGCAAAACUCUUCUGAAAGCAAACAGCGCAUGUUUUAUUUAUAAACACAAUGAAUAUACCACUAGAAUACUGUUAUAUACAUGUAGAGGGUUUUUUUGUGAACAACUUCAAAGAAACAAAACAAACCCAUGGUUCUGCCUGCGAUGAAGAAGAAGGAUGCCUUGCUUUAAGAGAGUAAUCUGUAGGUUAUGAGGGGUAAAGAAGAUCAUUUAUUCCAAAAAUAUUGACACAUUAAUUUUAUCUAUGUGUGUGUGUGUGUGUUUUUGCAAUGGCUUUGAAUGGAAAUUGCUUCCUUUGUAUUCUCAUUUCAUUGGCUGUCCUAAUAAUAAAAGUGCCCUUUAUUGGUAGAACCUCAAGACACUGAAUGCUAAGCCAAUUACUGCCACAAUUCAAACACUCUAUGGCUUUGACAUAACAGUUCAGGAAGUUUCAAAAGCAGAACAUAGAGAGAUCUGUAAACCAUAAAUAGAGGAACAGAGAAAACAGUGCCCAGUGUGAUGCAUGAAAUGAAACUUGCUUUGUUAUAACCGCCCACCUGCUUGUAGCUUGCUGUUCUGUGGCUGCUGAAUUUUACCGAGUGAGCACGACCGAAAUCCCUAGUCUGGCCGCUAGGGGUCAGCAUUGUUCAGGAACUUGUUAGGUGCUGAUGCAAAGCUGUUCAAGAGGCUUGUUUCAUACUGGGCAGCAUUGUACUUCCAGUCUCUGGCUGAUCCCAAUAAAACAAACAUGCCAAAUGUCACUUGCAAAGACUAAACAUUCAAGAACGUAUGCAGUCAUCCUCUUGUAUGUCGUCCUGAUGUAGGUUUCCAAUGGAUAGCAGAAGAAACAACCAAAAUACCAAAAUCCAUUUAAAUGGGUACAGGGACUGAGGAGGUUACAAAUGUGUAACAUACAUUUUAAUUUGCUCUUAUAUAUAUACACAUAUUUAAAUUAGAUGUAGAAGUAGAUAUUCAUCUAUCUAACUACAUAACAUGGAAAUUUAAUGGUUCAAUCAUAUAUGGGCUUAAUGGGCUUUUACUGCUGGAUGCUUCUGCUUGUUUUCCAGCAGGUUCUAUGGGACCAAUUGGCACUCUGGUUACUAUGGUGAUGUAAACCACACUCCUGGCCUAGUGACCAGUCACGCCCACAGCCUUCACUGUAGUUAUGAAUUUCAGACUGCGAAUUCCAACACUGGCCACAUAGUUUCUCUAUUCUAAAGUUUCUUUGACGGUUGUUUUUAUGUGGAGACAGUACAGUGACUAUAGUGGAAUAAUAUCCAUUUUAACCUCAUGUAAGCCAAAAAAUAAACAUUGUAUUGAAAAGAAGACGGUUCUACCAGUAAAGAGUUACAAAACCUGUUUCCAUUUCAAUUAAAAAAGACUGAAAGGGGAGAUUGUGUUAUAUCCUUUUUUUAUAUAAAUAUUGUUUUUGGAAGAGAGCGUUUUAAUAUGUAACAGUGCUACUGAAAAUAAAGUGUGCAGCAAUUCUUUUUUUUAAAUGUUCUGUUCUUUCUGCCCAGCACUGUGAAAGCAGUUCCGCUUUUCAAUCUUGGUAUUGCUUGAAGAAUCUUUUCACUGUGUGCUGAACCUAUAAGGCAGGGGUGUCAAACUUAGUUCCUGGAGGGCCGUAGUGUCUUCUGGCUUUCGUUCCACCCAAGCUCUCAUUUACUUAAUUGGUCUAAUUAUUUGAUUAACUGGACACAUUUAACACUUCUCUUCAGGCCUCAAAAUGUUUCAUAGGUCGUGUACCUUGAAUCAAGUGCUUUAUUAAAACCAUCAACCGUAAAAGACCUUGAAAAAUAUUAAAUACGUCACAUUUAACAAAUAAUUAGAUCAGUUAUGUUAAUUGAGAGCUUAAGUUGGAAUGAAAACCAGAAGAGGACUGGAGUUUGACACCCCUGCUAUAAGGAAUGUAUGUAGAACUGCUGUACAGUACAGAACACAAUAAAAAGGAGCCUCAUGACCCAAGUCAAGGGCCAGCAUGUUCACAUGUAAGACAGCAAGUGAAUGAGCUGAUGAACGAUGAUCACAAAAGUAGCCUUUCAGUCUGUUUUUCCCUUUAUGUAUACCUUUAUCUGUCUUUAAACGCAUUUACAUGGUGUUUUGAAGAGUUUCUUAUGCUGCGAAAAUGUAUCGAAGUAUUAAUAAAUAUCAAAAAAAAAGAGAAAA
Acipenser ruthenus (sterlet) is the source of this 4418-nucleotide messenger RNA. Its product is annotated as actin-binding LIM protein 1-like. The transcript has 23 exons. NCBI's taxonomy places the organism in Eukaryota, Metazoa, Chordata, Actinopteri, Acipenseriformes, Acipenseridae. Bases 179 to 2287 code for a protein of 702 amino acids. Gene Ontology annotation, biological process: lamellipodium assembly; cytoskeleton organization; cilium assembly. The record is from RefSeq and is a predicted model, not a curated record. Gene Ontology annotation, cellular component: actin cytoskeleton; stress fiber. Gene Ontology annotation, molecular function: actin filament binding.